Molecule: messenger RNA, 1106 nt
Organism: Anopheles moucheti
Lineage: Eukaryota; Metazoa; Arthropoda; Insecta; Diptera; Culicidae
Product: calcyphosin-like protein
Exons: 4
Coding region: 152-799 (215 amino acids)
Molecular function (GO): calcium ion binding
Source: RefSeq, a predicted model, not a curated record
CCUGGUGAGAACGGAUCAAACAUAGUGUUCGGUCGACUGGAAGAGAACGCUGUCAGUAUAGUUAUCUUACUGUGAACAGGCAACAGUUGCUGGAAGUCCUACGCAGCUUAAGCAGCGCAACGUUUAUAUCUCUGCUGGCGGUUACCAUUGUAUGGCACAUCGUCCCGUCAGCGCAAUGUCUCGCCAAGAAUCUGAAAUGAUUAACCGUAGCCGCCGCGCCCUGUCCUCAGGAACUUUAACCGAUUCUAUCGAAAAACUACGACACAUGUGCCUUGCCCGUGGAGCCUCGGGCAUUCUGGGGUUGGGACGGUGCUUCCGCCGCAUGGAUGAUGAUGGAAACAAGCAACUAAAUCUGGAAGAGUUCGUCAAGGGCCUGCACGAUACUGGGUUGGACAUUUCGGUAGAGGAAGCGACGGAAAUGUUCAAUAAAUUUGACACCGAUGGCAGUGGUUCAAUCAAUAUGACCGAAUUUCUCAUUGCAAUCCGUCCAAACAUGUCGGAAUCCAGGAUCAACAUCGUAAAGCAGGCUUUUGCAAAGUUGGACAAAACCGGAGACGGAACGAUAACGAUUGAAGAUUUAAAGAAUGUAUAUUCGGUAAAGAACCAUCCUCUGUAUAUAAGCGGAGAGGAAACCGAGGACGUCAUCUUGCGAAAGUAUUUGGCAAACUUUGAGGAGAAUGGAAACGUGGACGGCUCCGUGACAAAAGAGGAGUUCCUCAACUACUAUGCCGGUUUGAGUGCCUCGAUCGAUUCGGAUGCAUAUUUUGAUCUGAUGAUGCGCCAGGCGUUCAAAUUGUAAACGUUGUUGUUAGGCGCAAACCGUCUAUUAUCGCUCGUUUUUUUUUGUACUCAGCAAGCAUCCUAUGUAUUAGAUUUAUUCUGAAAUCGGCGACCGAUACGAAACAAGUUUUGAACACACCUUAAACUUUACUGCCUUAGUGAUGAGGAUAACCAAAGUUGAGGGAGAAAACAAACGCUCGUAUCAAAUGUCCUUUGCUGCGAGUGAGCAAAAUAUGCAAAUGUUUUCCGAUUGUUAAAACACAAUUAAAUGCACCAGUGUUUCCUUAACGUUUAAUAAACAUACCGUCUUAUGUUCCGAGUGAAAU